This is a messenger RNA of Cygnus olor (mute swan), 1188 nucleotides long. RefSeq names its product neurensin 2 (gene NRSN2). Gene Ontology annotation, biological process: nervous system development. The transcript has 3 exons. The coding region runs from base 557 to 1111 and encodes 184 amino acids. NCBI's taxonomy places the organism in Eukaryota, Metazoa, Chordata, Aves, Anseriformes, Anatidae. The record is from RefSeq and is a predicted model, not a curated record. Gene Ontology annotation, cellular component: transport vesicle; neuron projection; neuronal cell body.
GGGGGGGGGGGGGGGGGCCAUGCUGCUGUGCCCCCCCCGACCCAUGGGGCAGCACCCGCUGUGGGACUGCACCAGCACCGGGGGCCUCCAGCCGUGAUCCCGGUGGCACCGGGGCCCUGGCACGGCAGCCCCUUCCCCUCCUUUCCCCCCUCCCCCCCCCCCCCCAGCCCACGGGUCCGGGUUCCUGCGUGGGGGGGUCCAGGUUCCUGCGUGGGGUCCGGGGCCAGCACAGGGGGGGAGCCGGGUGCCCGUGGGCCCGUCCUGACCUCGCCGAGCGGCCGGUGCUGCCGCGCAGCCACGUGCCCCCGCCGCCGGCCCUGCUCUGACUCACGCGGCGGUGGCGGCAGCUCCCGGCCACGCAGCAGGGACCCGUGCUCCCUGCGCCCCCCCUCCCUGACACCCCAACCCCCCCCGGGAGCUGUGCGGUGCCCGGCGCUGCCUCGAAGCCCUGGGUCCAGCUGCGGGGUCCCUGCCGGCCACGGGGACAGCAGGGCGAGCGCUGCUGGUGACGGCACCGGGACGGGGAAGGAUGUGCUGAAGCCCCCCCAGAGGCCCGAUGCCCGCCCGUGGGGCUGCCUGCAGCUGCGGCCGCGGACCCAGCGUGGCGCAGGGGCGGUGGUACGGGGUGCGCUCCUACCUCCACCUCUUCUACGAGGACUGCACCAGGGCCAGCCCGGAUGGGGAUGGGGCCGAGUCCUCGUCUGCCCGGCCCCCCGGCACCUGGCCCUCCAUUAUCUGGAAGGUGAGCCUCUCCACGGGGACCCUGUUCCUGCUGGCGGGGGCGGCCGCCCUGGCCACCGGCUCGCUGGUGCCCCCCAGGCUGGAGGGCAUCGGGGAGGAGGACUUCGUGGUGCUGGACCCGCAGGCAGCGCGCUACAACCGGGCGCUGGGCGCGUGCCGGCUGCUGGGCCUGGCGCUGUGCGCGGCCGCCGGGGUGCUGAGCGCCGUGGGGCUCCUCUCGUGCCUGCUGGGCCGUGCCGGGGGGGCCCCGCGACGCCCCCAGGAAGAGGAGCAGCAGCUCUCGCCCAUCCUGCGCGACAGCCCCGUGGCCCCGGCGGUGCCGUUCGGUGUCUCCUGCGUCCACGGCGUCCAGCCCCGGCGGGAGGCGUGAGGCUGGGGUCAGCAGGGGACGCCCCCCCCCCCGUGUCCCAGCUGCUGAAGCGCCCAGUAAAGAUGCUGAGAAACCCC